GUUUUCGAGUAGAUAUUUGUCCUUGUAUCGUCUCUCCUCUUUUCAUCCAAAAAGACGAUGGAUUUGAGCAAAGGCUUGCCGGUGGGAGUUCAUGAAAUCUCUCGUCGCCCUGCAAAUUAUCAUCCAAGCAUUUGGGGAGACUAUUUCCUUGAUUGUGUUUCUGAUUCCAUGAUUAUUAAUCCUCUGGAACAGAAACAAGUUCAAGACUUGAGAGAAGAAGUGAGGAAGAUGUUAAUGGAAGUCCAUGACACGUCUUCAGAAAAGCUCGAGUUGAUUGAUAAAAUCCAACGCUUAGGAGUAUCGUAUCAUUUUGAAGAGGAAAUUGAGGCAUCGCUACAAAGGAUGUACGAAGCCUACCGUGAAUGCAACAACAUAUAUGGGGAUGACCUUUAUCUUGUUGCUCUUGGUUUUCGUUUACUAAGACAACAAGGCCAUUUUGUAUCUUGUGGUAAGUGACUAAUAGCAUGUUCAAGUUAAUUACAAAAAUCAGCUUAGUGUUUUUUCUUAAAUGUAUUUUUUUCAAAAAUAAUUUUUUGGUGAGAAGUAGUUUGUGUUUGGCUAAUUAAUUCGAAAAGUGCUUCUGAGCAUCAAUUAGUAUUUGACCAAGUUUUAAAAACUGCUUCUAAGUGUAUUUUUCUCAAACGUGUUUUCCAAAAAAAUACUAUUGGAGAGA
Messenger RNA from Nicotiana tabacum (common tobacco), 673 nucleotides. The record is from RefSeq and is a predicted model, not a curated record. NCBI's taxonomy places the organism in Eukaryota, Viridiplantae, Streptophyta, Magnoliopsida, Solanales, Solanaceae.